AAUCACUGUAUUCCUUUAGUUCUCAUUACUACAGGCCCUCUUGUGAUUCCUACGUAAUUGAUGGAAAACUGUUCAGAAGUGACACAGUUCAUUUUGCUGGGACUAACCGAUGCCCCAGAACUACAGGUCUCCCUCUUCGUCAUUUUCACUCUCAUUUACCUCAUCAAUGUGGUUGGGAACCUAGGAAUGAUUGUGUUGAUUCUCUUGGACUCUCAACUCCACACACCCAUGUAUUUUUUUCUCAGUAACCUGUCUCUGGUGGAUUUUGGAUACUCCUCAGCUGUCACUCCCAAAGUGAUGACUGGGCUCCUCAUAGGAGACAAGGUCAUUUCCUACAACGCUUGUGCCACACAGAUGUUCUUUUUCGUAGCCUUUGCCACAGUGGAAAAUUACCUCUUGGCAUCAAUGGCCUUUGACCGCUAUGCAGCAGUGUGUAAACCCCUACAUUACACUGCCACCAUGACAACAAAUGUGUGUGCUCAUCUGGCCAUAGGCUCCUACAUUUGUGGUUUCAUGAAUUCUGUUUUCCACAUUGGAGAUAUAUUCAGUCUCUCCUUCGGUACAUCCAAUGUGGUGCAUCACUUUUUCUGUGAUGUGCCAGCAGUCAUGGCUCUUUCUUGCUCUGAUAAAUAUAUUAGUGAAGUGAUUCUGGUUUUUAUGUCAAGCUUCAAUGUAUUUUGUGCUCUUCUGGUUAUCCUGAUAUCUCACAUGUUCAUAUUUAUCACAAUCUUGAAGAUGCGCUCAACUAAGGGACACCAAAAGGCUUUGUCCACCUGUGCUUCCCACCUCACUGCAGUCUCCAUCUUCUAUGGAACUGUCAUCUUCAUGUACUUACAGCCCAGCUCCAGUCACUCCAUGGACACAGACAAAAUGGCAUCUGUGUUCUAUGCUAUGGUCAUCCCCAUGCUGAACCCUGUGGUCUACACUCUGAGGAACAAGGAAGUGAAGAGUGCAUUCAAGAAAAUGGUUAAGAAGGCAAAAUUUUCCUUAAGAAUGGGAUUUUAGAAUUGUAGUAUAUACAAUAAUUGUGUUUGAAACAUUCUGAGCUUCUUCAUGCAAUGAGUUACAUUUAAAGUCUAUAAGCAUUUAAAUUUCAGAGGGAAUACCCUCAAAUUUUCAGAUGUCUUUUGUGUAGUUAAAAAAAAGGUACACUCAGAAAUAUAAUACCUGAAAGGAAAACAAAGAGGAAUGGUUGCACUUCCUGGAACUUGUUUGUCAAAUGUUAGUAAUGACAUUUUAUUUAAUCACUGCUCCACUUCUGUUUUCUCUACUACAUUUCAAUGCAAGCAUGUGUGUUAAGUAGGGGGACAAGUCCGUGAACAAGGCAUUUGUGGUGCCCCUGUUACUAGACAUUUGAAGUGAGAUGUUUAUCAAGAGUAAAUGAGUAUGGA
This is a messenger RNA of Oryctolagus cuniculus (rabbit), 1391 nucleotides long. RefSeq names its product olfactory receptor 5B2-like. Gene Ontology annotation, biological process: G protein-coupled receptor signaling pathway. Gene Ontology annotation, cellular component: membrane. The record is from RefSeq and is a predicted model, not a curated record. Gene Ontology annotation, molecular function: G protein-coupled receptor activity; olfactory receptor activity. Lineage: Eukaryota; Metazoa; Chordata; Mammalia; Lagomorpha; Leporidae.